Molecule: messenger RNA, 6547 nt
Organism: Pocillopora verrucosa
Lineage: Eukaryota; Metazoa; Cnidaria; Anthozoa; Scleractinia; Pocilloporidae
Source: RefSeq, a predicted model, not a curated record
UGCAUGACACCCGUACUGUCGAUCGAUAGAGACAGUAUCUGCUCUAUACGGUGUUGCAGACAGGCGAAGCUUAAAAUACUGCACACUUUCUUUGAAUCAGGAGUUGGCUCAGCUUAUUAGAAAUCAUGGAAUUGAAGCAAGUCGGGAAAAGUAAAGAUGAUGUUCGUCCCUUGAUUAACUACCCACGGCGGAAGAAAAGAGGUGUCGCAGAUAGUCAAUGUAUUGCAGUAAAAACCAUAACAGUAAAUGUUAGCAGACGAGCUCAAGAUGACAAGAAAUUGGAAUGGAAGGAUUUCACUUGUGAAGUUGUACAUGAUACAAAAAACAGCCCUUGCCCUUUGUAUCGUGAGUAUGAUCCUGCCAACUUUCUGGUUGUUCACUUCGGCCCUUCAACGCGGUUUGAUGCCGUGUCGAAGUUCCUUACACACGGCGUCAUUCUUAGAUGUAAAGAGGAUUUUACUGAAGAGAGAUUUACAUUCUUUGGCCACAGUGCCAGUCAGCUCCGAGAAAGAACUUGUGUUCUUUACAACGAGAAGCAAGGUAGUGUGACGGAGAUCUUGAGCCGUUUUGGGAACUUUGAGAAAAUUCAAGAUGUUGCCAAAAGAGCUGCUAGAGUCGGGUUGCUGUUCUCGACUGCAAAGCCUGCGUGCAGUAUUCCCGAAGAUCAAAUAGGCGUUGUGGAUGACGUAGAACGAGACAAGUACAAUUUUACCGACGGAUGUGGUUUUAUAUCAACUAAAUGCGCAUUGAAAGUGACUGAGAGUUUGAACCUGGAAACUUUGUAUGAAGGCAUCAAGUCACCAGCGAUACCGUCAGUAUUUCAGAUCCGCCUGAAGGGAUGCAAAGGAGUACUAUGCCACAAUGAUUGCUUGGAAGAGGGAAUCCAAAUCCGCCCUUCAAUGGAGAAAUUUGCGUGGAAACUUUCUGGACCCCAUCUCCUUGGCAUUGUCGACCGGGGCUUCUCAAGGCCGAAUGAAAUUGGCUCGUUGAACAAACAGUAUAUCAUGCUUUUAUCAGCGCUUGGUAUUUCCGAUGAGGUCUUCUUGAAAAAGCAAGAAGAGUACUUCAAGGAACUUAAAGAGAUUACCACAGCCCAUGAAGUUGCUUUUAAGUUCUUGUGCGCAAAUGAAGAGUUUGAACUGGCAGAGAAUUUGUUAAAAACAGGAAAAAUAGACACGAAAACUAAGAAACAACUUAUAAAAUUGCGUAACCGGGUCAGGGAACCUCAACCAUCUAAACCGAAUCCAUUGCACAAAACUAAAAAGUCUGCUGCAUUGAAGCUGAAAAUUCCCAUUGAGAAAUCAAGGAAUGUUUACGGCAUUUGCGAUCCAUCAGGGCAGUUGAGAGCCACAACGGUCUUCUUUCAGCCAACGAUACGAGGAAGCCCCAAGAUCUUGACAGAAACACGCGUGGUGGUGGUUAAAAAUCCUUGCUAUCAUCCAGGCGAUAUCCGGAUUUUGCGAUGCACCGACAUUCCUGAAUGCCGUCAUCUAGUAGACUGCAUUGUUUUUCCAACACAAGGAAGUCGUCCACACCCCGAUGAGAUUGCUGGAAGUGAUCUUGAUGGGGACAAAUUCUUCGUUUGCUGGGAUGAAGAACUCGUUCCGAAAAAAGGAACAGAGCCAAGCCAAUAUCCUGCAGCUAAUUCUGCUAAAAGAACAAAUCUCACGCAAGAUGAUUUUCUGAAGUAUUUUGCCAAAUACAGCAACGCUGUUGUUGGCAAGCUGGACAAUUUGUUUGACAAAUGGGCGGAUAGUAAAGGAAUCAACUCUACAGAAUGUAAGAUUGUCGCAGCCUUGUUCUCUCGUGCCAUUGACGCUGCUAAAACUGGCGAGAGAGUUGAAAUCAAGGAACAUAUUUUGCAAGCUCCGACAAAGGAUGGAAAAAAUGAAGAAUUCGUCUGGCAAAAAUUGUACCAAAGGGCAAAAUUAUUCGAAAGAGACCAGAUGAUAGAAGAUGUAGCGACUGGAAAGGUGGAGGAUUUUGAGGAGGAAGACAUGCUUGCUUUGUUAUCCAACCAAGAGUCACGGCUUAGUGAGUACAGAUUGUUUCGGUAUCUAUACAAGUGGUGCCAGCAACCCAACAAAGAAAGAUGCAUUGAAGAGUACAUUCACCUAAUUGACUUCUCCCGGUUUAGUCGGGAACAGUGCAGAUGUCUACCAGCAGACAUUCCAAUGGCGGAUCUAGAGUCCCUUCUCAAUCCCCUUCACCAAUCUCGAAUUCUUUCUAGAGACGACAUCGGAACUAUCAAAGUUAGACGUGGCCACGAGAAGCGCUGGCGUCUUCUGUACAGAACAGAGGGUGAAGAAUUGUCUUGGAAGGUACUUCACAAUAUCCUGAUCUCGUUCCUUGAAAAACUGCUCGUAUUCAAAUUUUUGCUUGGAGAUAUACAGUGGGUCAUUUCUUUGGCGAUGUCAGUUCCACUAAACCUUUGUGAAGUGCUGACUCUAGAUGAGGAGGAAAACGUCGCUCAGGCCUUUUGUUCAGUACAUGUUCAGUCAUCAGAGAGACAUUUUCUGCAGCUAAAUGCCGGCUACAGUUUUGCUUUGGAUGGUCGACGACUAGACAUCUACACAGGAAAAAAACAGAACACGUUUAUCUGUUUAAAGGAAGAUGAAAACGAUCGUGCACCCAUCAUGAGUGUGGCUCUUGAUCGUUUUAAGUCGAGUUUGCCGCGAGAUUUUCAAACUCGACUUCGAAGAGAGAAGUUGCUUGAGUUGGAGGCUUUCUGUGUUUAUGAUCAUUUCGAUCCUGGUCACAAGAUUCAGAAACUUUCCUCAAAACUAUCCGUUGGAAAUGCGGACUCACUAGAGGGUGAAUCAAACAUCCAAACACCUUCUGGAAGUAACGAAAAGCAAGAAGAAUUCGUCUACCACAGGAGUAAUUUUCCAGACCUUCAGUGUGACCCUGAAGAGUCGGUUAGUGAUUUGGACAGAAAUAUCAUAAGAGUUCAAGACCUGUUGGAAAGGGGAUGUUUACAAACUAGUCAUUUGGAAGAAAUGUGCGAAAGAAUGACUUCUUCAUCUGACGAAAAGGAGAAGCAUCACAUAGCUUGCCAUUUGGAGUCCGUUCUUUGGCGGUCCUCUCCAGAUAUUUCAUUAAGGACACCCGACCAUUACAAAAAUCUCCUAAUCUGUUUGCUUAGCGGGCUACAGGAACUCAAUCUUGACGUUGUCCUCGGCGAGAAUGUUCACAUCACGCUUCUCGCACGAUUUAAGCGAUGUCUCGAGUCUUUAUGGAAGAGACAGGUCAUUUUCAGUGUCGAUCAAAUGUAUAAGGUAUUCGAUGCUGUGCUUCUUGGAAAUGACCAUUCCACCGGAUGCCGCGUUGUUCAAGUCAUCUGCAAAGGUCAUCUGCCCUUGGAAGGCUUCACUUGCCACCCGAAUGCCUUACCGUACUUUCUGCACUGGAUUUUCCUGGUAACUUUAGAGUCACUGGAGGAGGUGCAGCAAGCAGUUAUAGCAUCUCAAGGAGUCUUCUCACGUUACCGUAUCACGGCUGAAGCUACUCCAUGUAAUGAACAAGAACUAAAAUUUACAAUGGUAAUUACAAGAGGUACUCAAUCAUUCCGUGUGCGAGAUGGCGUGGCCCUCAGUCGAUCAGAUAUUUCAAAACGUGAAUACAUCGGUGAAGUGACAGAAAUCUGUGGAACAAUACUAACAGUUGACAUAGUGUGGCCAACAAGUUCAGAUGACUCUUCAAGGGAAAACAUUCUUAAAGGAAGGUGGUAUCUUUACAAAUUUCCUAGUCUUGUUGGAUACAGACGCACUUCAGCAGCACUGAAAGCUCUUCAAGGCGCAAAGAAAUAUGGGCAGAACGUUUUUGAAGGAAUUGUCGGCAGUUUCUGUGUUGACGACCUAUCAAGUCAAGAUUCAAGGAAGCAAGUAGAUGAAAACUCUACAACGGAGAUUGGUAUGUUUUCCAGUAUCGGUUUCGUCAAAUUAUAUCUUCCUGUUUCUUUCAAGAAUGGAGAAACCAGCACUUUUUCAUCAGCUUGUUCCUUCUCAAAGUGGUCUGGUAACAAAAGUCAAAAUGCAGCUGUUCAGGAUGCCACUUGCACUGACGCCUUCAUAACCCUUAUACAGGGGCCUCCGGGCUCUGGGAAGACCAUCACGAGCGCAGAGAUUGUGAAACGCUGGCUUCUUAGCAGCCAUGACAAAGUUCUUCUUGUAGCUGAGACAAACGAGGGUGUCGACAACCUCUUAAAGAAGCUUUUGGAUCAUGGCUUACAAAAUGAGGAGAUUGUUCGCUUUGGAAGCUCAGGGUGGAAAGUGUCCAAGGACAUAAAUCAUUUGACCUUUGAGUUUAAAUACUUGCAAAUAAAGUCUGGAAAGAAAGACCCCAAUGGCCGAAUCGACAAAAAAAUGGCAAGGAAGAUUCUGGAAAGUUGCAAAAUUGUUUGCACUACUCUUAUAAGUGCAGGGUCGUCCUUACUUGAUGAGUUCGUGUUCAAGCGAGUUUUGGUCGAUGAGGCCUCACAGGCUACCGAACCAGCAAUCCUUGUUCCUCUUUCACAUGGCUGCGAGAAGCUUGUAUUAGUGGGAGAUGAUCAGCAGCUUCCUCCCAUGGUGCUAAGCAAGUUUGCUAAAGGUCCAGACCUGCUGACAUGUUCCAUGUUCUCACGGCUUCGCCAAGUGGGAGUUCCUGUACGCAUGCUCAGUAUUCAAUACAGAAUGCACCCAUCCAUAGCGCGGUUUCCAUCAUGUCAAUUUUAUGAUGAUAAGCUCGAGGAUGGUGUGACUGAGUCGGAGAGGAAAGCCCCUGUCGGAUUCAUAUGGCCAAACGAGAAGAUGCCUGUAGCACUCCUUAACACGCCACAUUCGGCAAUGGAAAAGAGCAAGGGGUCGUCCAAGUCCAACGAUUUUGAGGCCGGAUUAGUGUGUGGAGUGGUCAGUGAUCUUCUCGGGGCAGGAGACGUGACUAGUGACGGGAUAGGUGUAAUUACACCCUACCAAGCGCAGCUUAAGUUGAUCUUGGAUAAGAUGAAACAAAAAAAUCUUGGAAAUGUCUCAGUCAGAACAGUGGAUGGAUUCCAGGGACAAGAACGUGACGUUAUCGUGUUCUCCGCCGUACGUUGCAACGAGCACGGGUUCAUCGGUUUUUUGAAUGACGAUAAACGAAUGAACGUACUUUUGACUCGAGCCCGUAGAGGAAUGAUAGUGAUUGGAAACAAGAAGACCCUUGAACAUUGUGAAUUAUGGAAAGCGUGGAUCAACUGGGUUGACGAGAAUAAACUAGCUCGUGACUGUCCCCAAGAAAACGUGACAGAGUCACCAAGUCCUACCAAAAGUUCAUCAGUGAGAAGAGGAAGAGGAGGCCGCGGUGCUUCACGGCGAGGGCUGGGGAGAGGGAGACGGAGCGGGGCUAAAGAAACAUCUAGUGCCAGUUCUCGCUCAGAAAAAUCUUAAAUUAGGAAAAUCUGCAAGGCUAUAGUUUGGAGGACAAAGCAUAACAAACCACAGAAAUAAAAAGGACAGUCCAGUUUUGAAAUUUAACAUCACUUAACUUCAAUGUUUAUGCAAGAAUACUUUUGGGCAGUUUUUUAAACCUCAAAAUAGUAAAAUUCUUCAACAGUUACAGUAUGUAAAUACUUGUAGCUUAGUACACUUAAUUAAAUUACCUUAAUAAUAUUACUGACCUCUAUGCUUACCAUAUGUCAAGUGGCACUAGUUAAAAUAUCUUAGAGGAUUGUGUGAUAUGUGGAUUAUUGUAAUUUCUGAAUGCCCUUAGUAAACUGGGUCUGUAAUUGACAUUUAGUAUAUACUAAAUCAGUGGAUGGCAUUGAAGGCACACUCUUGAUUGGGUACUCAAACUAAAAAUAUCCUUUGUCAUUAACCUUCAAGUGACUAACAUGGGAUUUGCAGCAGAAAAUAUUGUAAUCUUGCAGGAACAAAAAUAAUUUUUAAGUGCAAUAUUAUCUCACUGAUCUAGUAUAUUCUAAGAUAAUUGUUCACCUCUAUGGCUGUGGCUUGCAGUGGAUAUUAACCUCGCGGCAACCUAGCUCCACUUUGGUGAAUAGUUGUUAAUUAUUAUCUUGAUGAUAAUUGAAGACACACGUGAAAGAGUCUGAUCCAAAAUUGAGAAACUUUGUAAUCAUGGAAAUUUGAUGUAGCCUAGAUAAAAAUUUUUAAGUACCAGACAGUGACUGAAAGUUGCAAUGGUAAAUGGACUUUUAAAAUGAUAAUUAUCUUUAGUUACGGCAAUAUAAAACUCCAUAACUCUGGUACAGUUUCUGUAACCAUUUAGAUAACGCAGAGAAAAUUUGAACCAGAAAUAGUUUAAAUUGUUUGCAUGUUCAUAAUGUUUAAACGAUUAGUUAUAUGACCAGUGAAACCCCUAUUUUGAUAAUAAUUGGUUAAAAUCUUCUCAGACUACUUACAAUAUUUUAAUAAGUAUCCUUUUCAGUGGUAAUGCAUUUUCUCAGUUGCAGAGCUGUAACCCUUUUGAUCAUCUACACAGAUCAAACAAGUUGUGAUCUAUGCCAGUUUCUAGUGACUGCAGCUUGGCAUUUGAAACAGGCCCAAUUAAAAUACUCAAUUUGAUUACA